Adineta ricciae is the source of this 465-nucleotide messenger RNA. NCBI's taxonomy places the organism in Eukaryota, Metazoa, Rotifera, Eurotatoria, Adinetida, Adinetidae. The record is from the annotation of a GenBank genome assembly.
GGAAUAUCGAUAUUUCUAGUGUGAUCCUGCGAAAAUAAACCCUACCAUUCUUCUCAUGAGGGCAUAUGGGGAGAAACAAAACAUACCACAAGAAUCAGCUUGUCGAGCUCUACAAGCUGGUACAUAUCCCAUCCAAAACUGAGCGUCACACCCAGGGACCUUCCCUCGUCAGUGCCCUUCAGGUUUAUCAUAUUGUGUAGACAUAGUCGAUAUAUCUAUGACAGGCUACGAAGUGUUAUGGCGGAGGAAAUGAAGCUAAAGAUUACAGAAUACUUGAUUCGUGUGGAUCCAGUUCUUCAACAUUCUGUUCCAUUUGGCGUUACUUUCGAUAAAGUAACCCUAUUGAAACGAUCUAUUCAAACAACGCUACUUCUCACAUUCGUUGAUGGUGUUUUAACGCCAAUAUAUUUACAAUCACCACUUUGCAAAACAGAACUAAGUGGUAAAGAACUAGCCGAUAAGUGA